GAGAGCGUGCGAGAACUGAGUCCCUCGCCAGCGUCCCCAUGCCUUGGAACCCGUUCACGGCCUGGUACCGGCGGAUGUCAGUCAUCUACGGGCUUGGCGCCUGGUCUCUGUUGGGCUCACUGGUUUACGUAGGCCAGAAAAUGAUGAAGUCGUCAGGUGAUGAAGUAGACCAAAAGCAUGGCUCAACAAGUGAAAUGCUCAGUGAACCAUCUGAAGCCCCAAAAGGAUUUUAUGUGGAAACAAUUGUCACAUAUAAAGAAAAUUUUGUUCCAAUUACGGAAAAGAUCCACAGCUAUUGGAAAUCAUGGAAUAGUGGCCGUGGAACAGAACCAUAAUUGGCUGCUGAAUUCCAAAAAUCAGGACUUGGUUUAACAUUUGAAUUUGAUAGAUGUCUUGAUUCCCAUUUUAUGUUUGUGAAAAGUGCAUGUAUUUAAAUUUUUUGUAAAACAUAAUCACUGAUAA
Molecule: messenger RNA, 462 nt
Organism: Sapajus apella (tufted capuchin)
Lineage: Eukaryota; Metazoa; Chordata; Mammalia; Primates; Cebidae
Product: small integral membrane protein 26-like
Exons: 1
Coding region: 39-335 (98 amino acids)
Cellular component (GO): mitochondrion
Source: RefSeq, a predicted model, not a curated record